CGGUUCUCGAGUAAGAGUCUAUAUUGCUUUGUCACCCUGUCAGGUGGGAGAUCAGAGGGACCCAAGGGGUGAAGAAACUAGCGAAGGUUUGAUAGGGGAAGAAAAUCAAAGUGAAGAGGAAUCCACUUUGAAGGACUCUGGGUUCGUUAGAAUUUUCCGCUCUUCAAACCACCCUUGCAACUACUUUGGCCUAGCUAAACAAGCUCUUUUCAAUCCCUGGGAAAUGUAUGUCUUACUCUGGCUUUAUUCAGACUCUUGUAGUUUCUGUGUUCUUUCUAUGAGCACCCGUGGAAUUUAUACAUGCACUUAUGCUAAUCCUAUCUUAUUUAUUGUAUGUAUUGCUUGUUUGAAGGUUUUUGGCGAAAAAUUCGAUAAUUUCGUAGAGAAUUUUGAGAAAUCAUUUCGAAGUACGCUGAUGACUUUGAGAUUAAUCAGUGAUAUACCUCAGAACAUCCACGAACAAGCCCAAAGAGCUCGAUUUGUAAGGUGUUCUUGUUCAUGUUCCCUUGAUAAACUCAAAAAUCCCAUAUGCUUCCACGAAGCCCAAGAUAAUUUACAGUCACUCUCUUCUGGCGAACAACACCAAGAAGUGCUGGGCCCGCGUACGUCCCUUGACCAAGUCCAAGAUUCUUCACGCCCUUUAGGUCAAAGUCAAAGUCAAACUCCCACUCGGAUGGAGGAAAUCACGAGCACAAAUUCAAUGAGUCGAGAGCUCGUUCUGCAUGAUAAAAAUGACGAGCGUCAAUUGGCACAUUCUAAUACCGACCAAUUUUCCAUGCUAAGCACGAUUGAAAAAUCUAUCAUCGAGCAAACCCGUUCAAAUGACCUCAAGGCAUUCGAGAUCGGACUUAUCAUGAAAAAAAUGCAGCUUAAGGAAAAACAGCUGGAACUGAAAUCCAGUGCAAAUAUCUUGGAGAGGUGGAAAUUUUCGAUGGGUUUAUCCAAGGCGUCUUUUAAAGCUGAAAAAUUCAAGACUCAGUUACAGGAAAUGAGACAGGUGGAGCAGCUUAAGAAAUGCUUGGAUUUUUUAGUCGCUGGUUUAGUUAUGAUGUUAUUUUCGCUUGGUUAUGGGACAUAUGUGUAUUCUCACCGGAGGAUCAUUGAAGCCACUGAAGCUUGCUCUCCGCAUACGGAAUCCAAAUCUUGGUGGAUGCCAAAAUCGAUGGCGACCUUCAACACGGGCCUUCAUCUUUUAAAAUGCCAAAUCCAAGUCUUGAGCCGCAUGCUGUUUGGAAUUCUAAUGAUCGGAGCCAUUGCCUUUCUACUCAUCCAACGAUCAUCCGCUUCACAUCAUACGAUGCCCGUCACCUUCAUACUUCUACUCUUAGGUGUCAUGUGUGGCUAUGCGGGCAAAUUUUGUGUCGACACAUUGGGAGGGAGUGGGUCCCAGUGGCUAAUUUAUUGGGAGGCCUUGUGUUCAUUGCAUUUCUUCUCGAAUGUUUUCAGCUCGUAUCUUUAUGUUAUCCUGAAUGGGCCCAUCACCGUUGUGGAGCGGGCCGAGGGCAAGAGUCCGGUACUUUUCCCAUACUGGGUGAGAAGGGUGAUUUUCUUUGCUCUGUUGCUAAUUAUGCCGUUAUUUUGUGGGCUUAUGCCGUUUGCGGGCCCCCGGGAGUGGUUCGAGCAUUUCCGGUCAGGGGCUUUGGGUUUCUUGACGGUGGUUGAUGACUGA
Striga hermonthica is the source of this 1669-nucleotide messenger RNA. The record is from the annotation of a GenBank genome assembly. NCBI's taxonomy places the organism in Eukaryota, Viridiplantae, Streptophyta, Magnoliopsida, Lamiales, Orobanchaceae.